Molecule: messenger RNA, 10892 nt
Organism: Acanthopagrus latus (yellowfin seabream)
Lineage: Eukaryota; Metazoa; Chordata; Actinopteri; Spariformes; Sparidae
Gene: nfic
Product: nuclear factor I/C
Exons: 13
Coding region: 93-1676 (527 amino acids)
Biological process (GO): regulation of transcription by RNA polymerase II
Cellular component (GO): nucleus
Molecular function (GO): RNA polymerase II cis-regulatory region sequence-specific DNA binding; DNA-binding transcription factor activity, RNA polymerase II-specific
Source: RefSeq, a predicted model, not a curated record
UGGAGCCGAAGCUUGACGCGGGACGUUUCUGGUCUCGAGCACCGCGGAUUUACUUCACCUGGCACGCGCACGAUGAUGGAAAUGAAUAUGGAAUGAUAACGACCGACAGCGCAAGAUGGGAAGGCGUUGAUAUCCGCUUUAACUUCCCCCGGUGGCGGCUCGGCUUCGAAAUGGAUGAAUUCCAUCCAUUUAUUGAGGCUCUGCUGCCCCAGGUCCGUGCCUUCGCCUACACAUGGUUCAACCUGCAGGCUAGGAAAAGGAAAUACUUCAAAAAACAUGAGAAAAGGAUGACUAAAGAAGAAGAGAGAGCUGUCAAAGAUGAACUGCUUGGGGAGAAGGCAGAGGUGAAACAAAAAUGGGCGAGCCGUCUGCUGGCCAAGUUAAGAAAGGAUAUUAGACCUGAAUGCAGAGAAGACUUUGUCUUGUCAAUUACUGGAAAGAAAACAGCAUGCUGUGUCCUGUCAAACCCCGACCAGAAAGGCAAAAUGAGACGGAUAGACUGUCUCCGACAAGCUGACAAGGUGUGGCGGUUGGACCUGGUAAUGGUCAUCCUGUUCAAAGGAAUCCCAUUAGAAAGCACAGAUGGAGAGCGGCUGGUAAAGGGAGGCCAGUGCUCCAAUCCAAUCCUGUGUGUCCAACCUCGACACAUCUCUGUCUCUGUCAAAGAGCUCGACCUCUACCUCGCUUACUAUGUACAAGAAAGAGAGGCGGAGCAGAGCAGCAGUCCCAGUCAUACAGGAGUGGGCUCUGAUCAGGAAGACAGUCGAACAGCUACCAUGGAUGGUCCAGAGUAUCAGGAGAGUUUUGUGACAUCAGGAGUUUUCAGUGUCACUGAGCUGGUCCAGGUCUCAAGAACUCCAGUAGUCACAGGCGUAGGUCCUAGUUUCUCUAUGGGAGAGCUCCAGGGUCAUCUGGCCUACGACCUCAACCAGUCUGUCAACCAGCCAGUCAGCCUCAGACGAUCACUGGCCAGCACCUCAUCUAGCGGGAGUAAGCGUCUUAAAUCUGGCUCUAUGGAGGAAGAGGCUGACAGUCCAGGGGGGGAGUAUUACCACUCACCGUCCUCUCCUGCCAGCAGCUCCAGGAACUGGACUGAUGACAUGGAAGGAGGUCUGUCUCCCCCAGUGAAGAAGGCAGAACUGGACAGUCCCUCUCCUCAGGAAGACUCACCAAGACUGGGCUCAUUCACUCAGCACCACCGGCCAGUCAUAGCUGUUCACAGUGGUCUGUCUCGUAGUCCCCACCCCUCUUCAGCUCUUCAUUUCCCAUCCUCCUCCUACUUUCCCCAUGGAGCAAUCCGCUAUCCUCCUCAUCUGGCCCAGGACCCUCUGAAAGAUCUGGUCUCAUUGGCCUGCGACCCUGCCAAUCAAACCUCCAGCUCACUGAAUGGCAGCAAUCAGGUUAAAGUGCCCAGUCACUACAUCUCAUCUCAGAUGUUGGCACCCCCUGGACCAGCUCCCACCCUGUGUCCUGCCCCAUCCUCCCUUCCCAGGCCAACACUGCCUGCAGAGUCAAAGGCCACUACCACCUCCUCUGAUGGAGUGACAAACUCCCCCACAUCCCCCACAUACUCAGCCCCUGGGACCCCCCCUGCCAAUCGCACCUCCUUCGUUGGAGUCACCCCUCGAGACCCAGGUGGACUCUACCAAGCCCAGUCUUGGUAUCUGGGCAACUGAGUGAACUCUGGAGGAAAGGUGAUUGUCACGGCAGUGCUGUCCUGGAGGAAAGGGAACGAUGCUGUCAAGAUAUUGCCAGAGGAAAAAUAUAUUCAGCUUUGUAGAAACAUGACAUGUGGUCAUACAUAUAUAAAAAACAUACAAAGUAAUGUAUUGAUAUAUAUGUAUAUACCAAGAAGUGACAGCCAGGAUGAAGAUGGAUGCUGCUCUCACUCAGCCAUUCUGCAGCCAUAAAAUGAACUAUACUGUAUGACACUCAUCAGUUCUCACAAAUGGCAAGUCAAAGUAAUGGAGUGUAGUUGGUCCAGAUAAACUGUAGACCACAACCAGGCCUCAGCACACCAGAUCAGAAGAAGCCUGUAACCUAACCUAAACUGUCCCCAGGACGAGGCCUGUUUCCCAGGGAUGGAUAUCAGUCUUACCUGCGUAUCCUGGGUCUUAACUAAAAAUCUGGUAUAAGACCUCCUCUCUGGAACAGACAUAGUCCUCAUCCCUGUCAACACCCAGAAUGCCCCUCUCCGCUGCAGGUGCUGCUUAAUAUAUAUGCAAAUAAGCCUCCCGUAUUUUCUGAACCAACUAGAAAGAGAGCUCCUGUUGUUAAUAUUUAAUGUUUCUUUGCACUUUUUAAUGUUAUUGAUAUGUCUAAAUAUUUUGAUUAGCCCAGUGUUUCCCUCCCUUCUCACCAAAAGACAGAGGCUUUGUCUUUUUUGACAAUCACCAGCCUAAAACCAUAAACUUGCUUUCUAAGUUCAUGUUUUAAAGACUAUUUGAUAAAAUCAGAAAAUAAUGAGUAACAGUGAAAUUCAAGAGCUAUUUUCAGGGCCCCUCCAACACAACAGACAAUGCUACAGUUGGACACGACUAUAGAGUUUAGCCUAGUGCUACUGCUAUCAGAAAAGGUUGUUUUGAGCAGGGGACAUCUUUUUACAUGAACGAUCGAUUUGUCAUGAAAGUACUUAUCCAAGUGGCCAAAGGCACAUUGUUUGGAGGAGACCUGCACCCUGCCAAAGAGAAACGACUCAGAAGAAAUGAGAAAAGGCAAAGACAAGAUUAUGUGGAAACACAACCACAAUUUAACUGGCUGUAUAACACUAAAUGUGUCUUAAACAGCAUUGUGUGUGUGUGUGUGUGUGUGUGUGCGUGCUUGUGUGUGCAAGUGUACAGUAUGUAAGUGCAUGCAUGUGAGUGUGUGUGUGAGUGAGUGUGUCAAAAUGGGAAUGUUGUUCCUGUAUUUCUACACUCAUCUUUGCUCUGUUUUGAGAAGAUGUGUAGCUUUUGUUUGUGUCUCAGAAGUCAGUAGUGAGGUUUUUCAUUUCAUAUAGGUAGGAUAGAAGGAACGCAGCAGGCAUUGCACUAUGCUUAAGUUAUGCUGGUGUGUGUUUUCUUAAAGUUAUUGAUGGUUAUGACAUCAGGUUGUUUGCAUACUGACUUGACCUGAGCACAAAAGUCUUGUCUAGAUGGUGUCUCAUACAAGUUCUGGACUGUCUAGCUCAACUCCAGAUCAACCUCAACAAUCUUCGGAGGAACUGUAGCAGUUGGUUUAGGUAGGGGUGGGCUGGAGACAGCUGAAUAGAAGGGCAUUUUUUUGGCAAUGCCAGGGUUGGUUUCAGAUCAAACCUUGAUGAUUUACCACUUGAAACAACAAAGUCAAGCAUUUAAAAAUAAAUAAAUAAAAAUAAGCCACAAGCUUGCUUUUUCGUGUCUAACUUUGACACAGAAUAUGCAUUAUGAGGGUGCUUUUGUGAGGAUAAGAUAGUAUUCCCUUGUGGCUGGCUUUUCACAGCUUAAUUUAGUCAAUAACCUUAUGAAAGCCAUUUAAUAGCUUAAAAUCUUACAUGCUGCAUUUAAAGUUUAAUUAGAAUUCUUUCCAUCCUUUGCAUUUAAUAGAGCCCAAAGGUUUAUUCUUUUCUAUGGGAAUGCUGACAUCUCACACAUUCAUAGAAGUCAUAAAGAGUGAGAUGUCAGUUCAAGGAACAGUAACAAAAGUUGUUGUCAAAGAGCUGAAUGUAGAUGAAUAAUACAAUCCGGAAUCUUCUUUUAAAUUACAAAGCAGUCUGUUGAAAUUUGUUGCAUGGAGAUGUGUAUUGGUGUAUCUUUGUUAAGGUGGCUCCAACUAAAUGCCAAGUGUUUUUGCAGACUGUAGGCAAGGUCCCACAGUCUGUGUGCUUACAUGUGCUCAGACUUGGGAUUCCCCAGAGGAAGUGGGGGCUGAUAUUUUCAUCCACUUUAUUUUCCUUUUUCUUGUCUGUUUGUGUCUAGAAAUUUUAGUAUCAUAGUUUUGGAAUUAGUGAUUUUGCACCAUCUAGACCAAGGGUCUUCUCUGCCCACAUGCAUUUUUCUAUUGGCUUUAUAUGCAGUCAGGCUGCAUCUAAAAAAAAACUAAGCUUAUGUCCAUGUUAUUCCCCUUUUCUUUCCCAGGGUUUGGGAUUAAAGUUGACAGCAGUCAGUGUCUGCUAGGGGUUCAGAUUUUGUACUGAGUGUGCUGAUAUGGACUGGGUUUUCAAACAAGGUUUCAGGUUUGGUUUAAGUUGGCCUAAAGCUGAUGUAUGCUGCAUGCUGCUGCAGUGGUCGCUGUGCUGACCUAAUGAAUGCAUGGCUCGAACUGAUGAUACCUCUUCCUCUCUGUCCCUAUCCCUACCCCCGACCCCUUCUUCCUCUGUAUUCUAUGCUAUAUCAGAGGGCAGCGGAAGGGCUGGCAAUUUCUUUAAAUUUUAAUAAUAGCCCUGUUGUUAAACUUCUAUUUUGCACGAUAUUUCAUAAAACACAUUAUGUGCCUUGCCUUUAGUUAAAGUUCAGUACAUUAAUGGACAGUGUUUACACUUUUCAUGGUACUUCUGGAAGCUUUAAAAAAGCUGCAUGUGUAAUUGCUUGGUAUUAACCAGUGUAGCCGGUAUACAAUUUUAGGUUAAGCAGAGCCAGUGCCUGCCAGUUGAGAUACUAGCAAACUUAGAUUGAGAGAAAGCUCUCAAUGUGGCCAUUGAGCUAAUAUUAUUUUGUCAAACAUCGUCAUUUGCCAUAAGCGGUGUUGACACCACUUGUAGAGAUGAUCUGGUGUAGUGACUCUGGUGUUUAAAGGGAAAGUGGUAAAAGUGUGUGUGAACUGGUUAAUUGACAUUGACAGUGUGACUGUGUCAAAUAUGUCGUUCACUGUUUUGUUUUUCAAUUAGGUGUGUGCUUUUCCAAAAUGUGAACACUAAUGUGUUGUAAAUAAACCAUACACUAUUUUAGUGUUUAGUUACAGUAUGCCCACCUUGGAUCUGAAAAUGCCACUUUGUAAGAGCAAAACCAUUGGUUGUAAAAGUAGCCUGAGUCCUGCCUAAAUGUUCACAAUACAAACAAAUUACAAAGCCAUGAAUUAGUUUGCGCUUUAUCUGGAUGCAUUCACUUGACUAUUUAACUUGGCUUUAAGGUUAUUUUUUCAGCUACUUCUUCAGCUGUUAUUAUGUUUCUUGUAAAAUUCAAGUUUUAAACAGCAGUGUGUUGAAAAAUAUGAACGUGGACCUAUGACUAGUAGGGCUUGUACAUUUUACUUUGACUGUGGUGGCCAAGAUGUAGAGCAAAGGACUCGUGAAAUGACAGCAAAUUUGGGUGGGCUUAUUUAGCAAUGUGAGGGAUGAUGAAUGGUGAUGGGUGAAAAUGUUAGUGGGAGAGAGACAAUCCUGGAAGUCAAUGUGAGUGCAAACCAGAUUUCACAAAAAAAGGCAACAAUUGUUCAGAUUGCACAGUCCUUUAAAUGUGUUAUUUUGAUUACAGUCAGCAUUUAGAGAAAUCUGAAAUUGGAUCUGGAUCAUGAACAAGAUAGACAUGAGGUUAUAAGAUGACCGAUGAUGCCUGAUAGUGGCAGCAACACUUAUUAGAAUGUCUUAAUCUUGUACUGAAACAUAGGGGCUUUGUAUAGGAUGAAUCAUGCAAAAUUAAACAAUUAAUUAUGACCAGUAUUAUUUUCUAUUGGCUGUAGUAUCAUCCAUAAGGAAAUUGCAGUUGAAAUUAGCAGAAUGGGUGUGGUUUAUAACCCACAACAGGGCAUAUUAUGGUUCAUUAUCUUCUUUUACAACUACCUUCGAGCCCUUUUUACAUACUCCUGGGUGUGGCAAACCAGGCGUUCACCCGUGGUGGACUGUUGGACUACAAUGUCAGGAAGUAUCAAGAUAGAGUUGCGCAUGCGUAGUGUUGAACUUUUUACUCAAACGCUGUCCCUUCAGUUGUUGCUGCUUAAAGUCCCUAAUGUGCUGACACAAGGUCUUUGCUUAAUACCACCACCAAUCCAAAAUGCAACAAGACAAACAGUUUGCUUAGUCCUCUAUAUCAAACUCACUCAAACAUAAUAUAAUACAUAUACAUAAUAUAAUUUCUUCCACCCCUUGUGAGGAGGGGAAGUCCAAUUGAGGAAUCAACAAUAAUCAACUUCAUUGUGCUCAGAAUAUCUGGAAAUUCCCCACCUUGAGUGUUGAUAAGAAUAAUGUAUUUAUCACAAAAAUUAAUUUGACAUGCUUUUCAGGUCUAAAACCACUCAAAGCGAAUCACUCCACAGUUGACAUUCACCUAUUCAUAAGAACAUUCAUACACUAAUGAUAAAAGCUGUUGCAUCUUUCUGAGGUUUUUAUCUCUUGAGAACUGUUCAUCCAAUCUAUUUCAUAUUUACAAAACUCACUCUGCAGCAGUGGUUGGGAGACAGAGACCUCAAUUCAAGUCACUCAAAAAACACAUACAACACACACACACACGUACAAACAGCAGCAGACAUUUGUAGAUAGGCUCAAUUUACAGUAUAAUAGUUAUUGAAACUUUUAUGCAACGUUAAGGCAUCUUUCCUGCAUUUUUCACAGCAGUUUUAGUCCAGGCUGUACAAAGUUAUGGGGCAUUUCCUUUCACAUAUGUUGGUUUAUCCUGGCUAAGUUGGACUCAGCAUGUCAGCCAAGCACAGCAGGUUUUAACAUAUCCAUUAUAGCCAGCCACUUGAUGGCCUUUAAUAAUGACACUCUUAUGUUGAGCAGUGCUUAAAUGAGCGGCUAUAAAAACACUUAGCUCUCUGCAGUGGAGAGGGAUCAUCCCAAACAAAGCACUGCUAAUUCAGAGAUAAGACACAUUCUUAAAUCCUUCACAGUUAAAGUCCCCAGUGUAAAGUUAUUCAAAUCUUUUAUCAUGAAGCACCAAAACUGGGAAACAUUGGCUUUUCAUCAGCAGCAACUCAGCACGACAUCUGGAACAGCUGAGAGUGGACAUGGGUUAGGAACGAGGUGGAGGUAUAGGUGCUGGUUAUGCCUAAAAAGAUGUCAUCUUAUUUCAGUUUUAAAUAUUUUGAUUACACACUGCAAACAGUGUGAAGUGUGAAGUAGUUUGGAUGAGCAUUUUCAAGAAAGCUGCAAUGCCUAAUGCCAGAGGCCAAGCAACAGACACAUUGGUAACAGGCCUUUCCAUGCAACACUUUUCUCAUGAAAAAGACAGCUGAAUUGAAGUGUUUUCUCUGCUUAUCAAAAUAAACCAGCAGGGCAAUAGCAUGGAAACUGGAAAAAAAAACUAAAAUGAUUUCAAGACGCAGUGCCUUUCAUGUUUAUGUUUACUUUGUAUACUGUACCUUGCAGUACAUGUUAAAUUUAAACACUACAUGAUUGUGUGACACGUCAACCUAUUGAUUGGUUUGAAAACAUCACUAGCUGUGUAAAUGAGCUGGCCAGGUCGUGAGACGAUAAGCCAUAAAACAACCCAAAGAGUUAAAGAAAACCUAAAUGAACACUGACAUCUGCAUUUGAGUGGAAGUGAACGUGUUUUUUUGCAGUAAUAACACUGCAGGUAAAUGAUUCUUCAUUUUAGGUUGGAUUAUUUUCAGAGACUAUACCUUUGUCCUAUUUUAACCUCCUUUCAAGGCUGCACUUGAAAAAGGCUGUCAGAGUCCAAAUGCUGCUAAAUAAUGUGGUGAUAUCACUCUAUAUAAAGGCACUAAAAUUGUGAGAAGUUACCAAAGACAGAGUUCAGAACACAUCAGAAACUUAAUACUUCAUGAUAAAUAGGUAUCAUGUAUUUCCUGAAUAGUGUUAAGGCAUUAGCAGGAGAAUCAAGUUACUGUAUCAAGGUUCAUUCCUUGCCAUUCUAUAACACACUGAUGCAGAAUGAAAUGCCAUAGUACACACACACAGUCUGUAAUGUAUACAAAAAUUUAAGUAAAAAAACAUAUAGUUAUUGAUAUAUUUAGACACCUAAAUACCAAGAAAGUCUCUUCAUCUUAUCUUGUUCCAGUGUAUUCUGUCUUAAUGAUAACUUAAUUCUGCUUCAUCUUAAUAUUGCAGACCUAAUGGGCCUUUUACACUGAAGACAUUUUAACAUGUAUGUGUCAGUUUGGAAAGCAGAGGUGUAACUGAUAAAAUAAAUGAUGGCUGAGUUUCAUGUAGCUGCUUCAGUUUCAGGGUCCUAUAUUGUGCAUGUUGGCUCACUUUCACACUGUCAUGGCUCACUUGGAUGGAUACUUGAAGAAUGGUGCCAUUGUUAAUGUUAUUAGAAACCCCUGUAAUUUCCCUUCUAUGACAGGUCCAAAUGUUUAAAAUGAUCAUGGCUUGUUGCUUAUAUACCCUUAAUCCAGAGCUUAAUGGCUGACAACAUAUUACUGACCAUUGCAUUAUUAUUACACUUACAUUAAUUAUAGUAGGAAUUGCAGUAAAAUAUUAUUAGACAUUAUAGACCCGAUUAUAAAUGUACUAUGUUGAAGAGCUUUCGGCCAAGGACUACAUGUUCAGCCACUUUUUGCCAAUUUUAUUCUUUGAAGAUGCAUACAGUCCAUACAGUCAGGAUUCUUAUUGCCAAUGUUAUUAAAAAUGUUUGACUAUGUUCAUAGUGUCUUUGUGGUAUGUAACAUUUACUUUAAAUGUUGGCAGUGAAAGCAUUAGACCAGACAGAUGACUAGGGUACUCUGAGUACUAGGAAUGCUGCUUUAAGGAAAAUAACCAAUGUUAAGUAUUGGCAGUGUCAUUGUGUUCAGUACCCAACAUGUACAUAAUAAAAAUGCAGUGUUAAGUUGUUGCUAUGGACAGUUUAGGCUUUGUUUCAUCAUUGUUUGGGCAUUUGACCUACCACAUGAACAAUUAGCAGUUCAUUAACAUGUCUGGCAUUUUAAUGAAUUUAAUAUCUACAUUAUGAUCCUGCUAUUAGUUAACUAUGCAUUAGCUUCUUCUCGAUAGUUGGGAACUACUUAGAAUUGUGCGUAACUGGUUAAGUGUGACCACCAAACUGUUAUGCUGCCUGAAUGUGUCCCAUGCAGUUGACAGUAUCUCAAAUGUUAAUGAAGCAACCCAUGAAUUCACAUCAUCCACGACUUGGCUGUCUCUGCUGAACUUAUCAACUUAUCCAUGACAUAACUGUAGUUUUUGCCCCGAAGGCAAGUUGAAAAAUCGAAAAUCCUGCUUACUUUUGUGGUUAAAAGAAAAAAAAAAAAUAGCCACCAUAUGAAUGUUGUCAGUUUCUUGACACUGUCAAAAAUAUUUAGAAAUUUGUUGACCACAUUUAUUGGGAUAAAUUUAUUAGGUGUGAAGUUGCCACUAGAUUUUUCUAUACUUUGUGGUACAGACCAAGUGUUGUUUUGACCACUGUUAGCAGAGAAUAACCAAUAUUUUUGAAUGACUCCAUUUGAGAUGCAUCAUGGCAGAAUUAUAACUGCUUUCUGAAGCUUUUGACUGUAAUUGGCUUAUUAAAGUUAGUUUUGUAAGUAGUUUAACUGAAUAGUGGCACUAUGGGUGGUCAUUCCCAUUUUAUAACGUAUCAGCUAACAUUGAUCAAUCUUUACCCGACAGCUGUGAGAGGAGCAAAGAGACUGUUGAAUAUCUAACAAUUAAGUUUUGGGGGAUGUUUUCCUAGAGGGCUCUUUUCUAUAAAGUUAUUAUCAUUCAACACCCUACUGCUGCGGUUGCCUGAAAACUUUGUAAUUCUAAUAUGUGUUUGUUUUUUGUGUUUUUUUUACAUGAAUUGCAAGUUUGUUUUUUUUAUUGCACUCAAAACCUUUUCUGUAAUUCAGACUCACUGCAGAUUGAACACCUUUCAUACUUACUGAAAAUCAGAUUUUGUAGAGCUACAAGUUUUCCUGUGACAGUGAUGCAAUGUUAAUUCCUUUCUGUAUCUGCGGUUAUAUCACUUCUGCACACUGUUACUCCAUGUGCUGAAGACGAGUUGUAAUGAACAAAAUAGUUAUUUCUCACAGAAAAUUUUAUUGCAGUCUCAUAUUUUAAGUUUUCUUCCUAUAAUUUUUCAGUUGUUACAGUAUAUGACUGCUUCGCUAGCUUCCAGAUAUAUCCCUUACAUCAGAGAGAGCAUAGGCAUGAUCAGCUUUCACCAGUUAUUGCAUGACUACAAUUCGCACAGACCGCAGUUAUGUUUGCAUUAAGUGCACACUGGGACAUUAUAUAGAUAAUUUAGCUAUGGCAUAACACAAAAUCUUCGAUAAUCAAUUAUACAUAUGAUAGAUGAUGAGUUGCUCUGCUAUCUCAAAACAGUUGACAUAGUGUGGGUGCAACACAGAGUGCAUUAUGGUCACUUCCAAAAGAAGACAUUAAAACAACAUCAGUGUGAUGGCUAUAACUCUGGUCAAACAAGAAACUGUCUUGUUUAACUUAACUAAAUAACUUGUCCUAAUAUACAACUUUAAUUGACACCUGCCAGUAUGAAAUGUGCACAAUUUGGUAUCCCAACAUGAGAAAAUAAUAGAUGAGGCAGAGGCAAGUUAUGCUUCUUAUCUACUGCUUACAUUAACUCUGGCCUGAGAUGUUCACUGUGGCUGACAGUGACAAAGGGCUGCUACUCUGGACAGGAUGUAGUUUAUAGCUUUAACAAGCACUUUAAGUAAUUUUCCUGUGUAAAUGUCAAUAAUCAACCUUCUCUUGCAUGAUGUAAACUGUACCUCUAAGACUACAUUUAGACAGGGAUAGGCAAUUGUGUCAACACUGUUGCGUACUUGUCUUCUCAUGGUUACAUGAACUUGACAAUUGCCCGUUUAAAGUUGGAGUGCUGUUCCCGUUUGAAUGAAUCUGUCUGAAUCUAUCUGAAUCUGUUGCUCUGCCCUAAUGUUAUUCAUCUGCUGUGGGGGAUAUUAACAUCCUUAAUAAUGUGUCAUUCUAAACAUAUUUAGCCAUUGCUAUCAGGAAAUGCUAAUGAAUUCAUUGCUGGAAAUGAGUAUGAUUCCCUAUGCAAAAAUAUACCAUUAAUAAAUAAACUAUACCAAAACCAGCCAAAAAAAAA